Molecule: messenger RNA, 498 nt
Organism: Loa loa (African eye worm)
Lineage: Eukaryota; Metazoa; Nematoda; Chromadorea; Rhabditida; Onchocercidae
Exons: 3
Coding region: 1-498 (165 amino acids)
Biological process (GO): regulation of canonical Wnt signaling pathway
Cellular component (GO): cytoplasm
Molecular function (GO): kinase regulator activity; protein kinase A binding
Source: RefSeq, a predicted model, not a curated record
AUGGAUGGCUCCAGCAUAGAAUCCAGCUCGGAAGAUAGCAAUAAUGGCAAGAAAGUGCCAAUAUCAGCAUUAUCAGCAGCACAAACCUCGGAUAUGUUAAAUGAUAUUGCCGAACAGUGUGCAAAUUUUGGAUUGGGUGAUUCAAUGUUGGAAAAGGAAGCUGUUGCUGCCAUUCGUGAAGUUGGCUUCGCCGUACGUAUGAUAUCAUUGCCAGAAGCAUUACCGCGAACUGCUGAUUUGAUUUUCAUGAAUCUUAUCACGCUGGAAGAUCGUACGUAUUGUAUUGAAUUAACACAACGUGGAUGGCGUGUUGCAUCAGAUCGACACGAUAGUAUGAACGGCGAUUAUCGACAGCUCGAUUUGCAUACCCGUUAUUUUGAGACGAUUUAUCAGCUGUUAAAUGUAAUAUCACCGGAAUUCCGGAAUCAGUUUGCUACUAAGCUCAGCAAUAAGCUCAUAGCAUUAACCAAUGGAGUAUCGGGUUUCAAAGGCACUUGA